AUGAUCCCCCAUUUCCCACCCAGCUGGAGUUUUGGCAGGGGCGUGGACGGCCAGAACAGCACAGAGGUCUCCUUCGUCCUGCUCGGGCUCUCCCAGUACCCACGGGCUCAGACCGCCUUCUUCUGCCUGCUCCUCCUGUCCUACACCAUCACCCUUUUGGGGAACGGCCUCAUCCUGCUCCUGAUCUGCUCCGAUCGCCGGCUCCACACGCCCAUGUACUUCUUCCUCAGCAACCUGUCCUUCCUGGACGUGGGCUACACCACAGCCAGCGUGCCCCAGGUGCUCGUCAACUGCUUGGUGAGCGUUCCUGUCAUCUCGCUAGGACGGUGCUUGGCCCAGAUGGUCGUGGGACUCUAUCUGGGUGUCGUGGAGUGUCUCCUGCUGGCUGCCAUGGCCUACGAUCGCUGUGUGGCCAUCGUGGACCCCCUGCGCUACCCUGUGCGCAUGGGGUCCCGGUUGUGCAGCCUGCUGGCCGGGACCUCGUGGACGGCGGCAUUCCUGCUGACCGUGGUCCCCGUGAUGACCAUGCCCUUGGAGUUCUGUGGCCGCCAGGUCAUCAAUCACUUCUCGUGCGAGUUCCUGGCCCUGCUCAAGCUGGCCUGCUCUGACCUGCAGUUCUAUGAGUCGCUCAUGGUGGGCACCAGUGCUCUGACCCUGCUGGCUCCCUUUGCCUCCAUUGUGGCCUCCUAUGGAAGGAUCCUGCCUAUGGUGUCCUCCAUGAUCUUGCUCUUGACUACCGACUUUGUCUAA
Ailuropoda melanoleuca (giant panda) is the source of this 750-nucleotide messenger RNA. Its product is annotated as putative olfactory receptor 13C6. Gene Ontology annotation, molecular function: G protein-coupled receptor activity; olfactory receptor activity. The transcript has 2 exons. The coding region runs from base 1 to 750 and encodes 249 amino acids. Gene Ontology annotation, cellular component: membrane. The record is from RefSeq and is a predicted model, not a curated record. Gene Ontology annotation, biological process: G protein-coupled receptor signaling pathway. NCBI's taxonomy places the organism in Eukaryota, Metazoa, Chordata, Mammalia, Carnivora, Ursidae.